GUUUAGGCAGUUGAAACUGAGAAGAGCAAGCAUGGAAGUCUCCAACAGCAAUGGCAUAUUGAUUCUUCUGAUACUCCUUGUAUCCAGCGCACAAAUCCAUGCAUUAACCAAGACCUGCACCAUCCGGAAAAGCCCGUGCUUUCUCAAGAAGCUGAUAUGUCCGGCGGAGUGCCCAACAACAACUCCAAACGCGAAAGGCAAAGUUUGUUUCAUCGACUGUGAAUCCCCCAUUUGCAAGGCAGAAUGCAGAAGGUGGAAACCAAAUUGCAAUCGCCCUGGAGCAGCAUGCUAUGACCCCCGUUUUGUUGGAGCAGAUGGUGUUGUUUUCUACUUCCAUGGCAAAAGCAAUGAGCAUUUCAGCUUAGUGUCUGAUCUCAACCUCCAAAUCAAUGCCCAUUUCAUCGGGCACCGACCAGCUGGAAGGACCAGGGACUUUACUUGGAUUCAAGCACUUGGUAUCCUCUUUGAUUCACAGACCUUCUCUCUUGAGGCCACCAAGGCAGCAGCAUGGAAUGAUGAAGUUGACCUUAUUAAGUUCACACACAAUGGGAAGGAGUUAAUCAUACCUGAAGGCAAUCUAUCUGUAUGGCAGUCCUCUGAUAAUGACAUUAGGGUAGAGAGAACAUCAAACAAGAACAGUGUCCUAGUCACUCUCCCGGAGUUUGCAGAGAUUUCAGUCAAUGUUGUGCCUGUGACGAAAGAAGAUGAUAGAAUUCAUAAAUAUCAGAUACCUACUGAUGACUGCUUUGCUCACUUGGAGGUACAGUUCAAAUUCUAUGGCUUAUCAUCCAAAGUUGAAGGAGUGUUGGGAAGGACUUACCAGCCUGAUUACCAGAACCCUGCGAAGCUAGGCGUUGCAAUGCCAGUGGUGGGAGGUGAGGACCUGUACAGAACCUCAUCGCUCCUCUCUACCGAUUGCGGACGAUGUGUGUUCUCCCCAACCGGAGUUUUGGAACAAAAGGACCCAUUGGCGAUGGAAUAUGACAUGCUUGAUUGCACCAGCAGCUCGACAAGCGGGAACGGAAUAGUUUGCAGGAGAUAAAUGCAUCACUUUACUCAGCCAGUCUGAUGGUUUGUGAUCUGCUCCAAUACUUGCACAAUAUGCUAAUAAUGGAUUACUGUAGAUACUUUUUUCUUUUUCUGCUUGCUAAUUGU
This is a messenger RNA of Tripterygium wilfordii, 1155 nucleotides long. RefSeq lists its product as uncharacterized. Lineage: Eukaryota; Viridiplantae; Streptophyta; Magnoliopsida; Celastrales; Celastraceae. The record is from RefSeq and is a predicted model, not a curated record. The coding region runs from base 32 to 1042 and encodes 336 amino acids. The transcript is spliced from 2 exons.